AUUUUGAGCUGUGGUUGAGGGAUAAAGAAAUAGAGUUUCUAAAACAAGCAGCAGCGUGGACUGGAACAGCUUCUUUCUCCAAAGAAUGGAAGCCUCGAAGAUGUUGCUGUUAUCCCCAUCACCAACCACACUGCCUUCACUAAAACGUACCACCCAUUUCUUUAUUAUCCCACAACACAAGAGGACAAGGUUGCAGACGCCUGUGAAAGUGACGAGCAUGACAAAGGAGAGCAGUGAGAGUGGCAAUGGAAUCGUCGAGAAAGCUGCAAUAGGCGGUGGCUUGAUCUCAACGCCGGUGAUUGCCUGGUCUCUUUACACCCUCAAGACAACAGGGUGCGGUCUGCCCCCUGGGCCAGGUGGCUCCAUAGGUGCACUGGAGGGCGUGAGCUACCUAGCAGUGGUGGGGAUUGUAGCUUGGUCCUUGUACACCAAAGGCAAAACCGGGUCCGGAUUGCCUAAUGGGCCCUUUGGGCUGUUGGGGGCUGUUGAAGGUUUAUCGUACCUGAGUUUGGUGGCCAUUUUGGUUGUGUUUGGAUUGCAGUUCUUUGAGCAGGGAUCCAUUCCAGGACCUCUCCCAAGUGAUCAGUGCUUCGGCUAAAGAGAUAGGGAUGGUCCACCACUGCUUUAUCCUCUUUUUUUUAUUUUUUUGGUGGUCAUGAACUCAUGAUUCACCAAACCUGUUUUUUCUUUUAAAAAAUAUUUUAGGAGUUUUUAUUCCCCUUUAAUGAUUAAUGAGUUCUGAUCUCAUUUGGGACCUUUUCUGCCAGACAAAAAGAAAUUUGGUACUUUUUA
Messenger RNA from Rubroshorea leprosula, 792 nucleotides. The record is from the annotation of a GenBank genome assembly. Lineage: Eukaryota; Viridiplantae; Streptophyta; Magnoliopsida; Malvales; Dipterocarpaceae.